Molecule: messenger RNA, 1995 nt
Organism: Aureobasidium melanogenum CBS 110374
Lineage: Eukaryota; Fungi; Ascomycota; Dothideomycetes; Dothideales; Saccotheciaceae
Exons: 4
Coding region: 1-1995 (664 amino acids)
Molecular function (GO): metal ion binding
Source: RefSeq, a predicted model, not a curated record
AUGUUCGCACGCGUUCAGCACGGCAACGCUCAAGGUGGUGGAGGCGGCGGCAGGGUAUGCUCUUUUUACCAACAAGGUCGAUGCAAGUUCGGAGACAAUUGUAAAUUCGAGCAUCCUGGUGCCAACAGAUCUCAGGACAGUGGAAAUCGUUUUCAAGCUCUCGGCAAUCAAGGCAACAACACUUUUGGUCAGGGAAAUCGGAAUAAUCAACGACCCGCUGCUCCUGGUCGAGGGCAGCACUACACUAGCCAGAACUCUUAUGGCGUAACGAAAGAUGGCAUCGAAAGCGAUCUUCGAACCGAGAAACCGCAAUGGCCAUUCUCUGCGUACGGUCCGGGUAGAGAUGCCCCUAUACAACUGUUCGGAGGAUUCCCGCUAGAGCAGAGUCCGGAGGAGAUGAGAGUUCUCUACUAUCAAGCUGCCGCAAGCGGCAAUCCUCAACCUGCUAUUCAAGCCGAACAAGAACUUAUCGCACAGACGACUCAACAAGUAGAACGUAUAUUGGCAGACCUGGAUGGGGCAGUCAAGUACGUCUUGGACGGCGAGAACCAACAUCCAAACCGCGCAGAUGGGUGUCACACUGAAGCUGGAAAUGUUUUCCACAGAGGUCGGAAACUGAAUUCGAAGUUUUCACCUAACGCUACGGCGCAACCGCUCAGUCAGCCCGCUCAACCCGGUGCAUUCGGCCAACCAUCAGCUUUUGGCCAGCCUUCGAAUCUUGGAGGCGGAGGAGGCUUCGGUCAGGCAUCUAGCCUGGGUCAAAGACCAAGUCCGUUUGGACAACCGGCGAGCUCAGCCCCGACUACUGGAGCGUUCGGCUCUCCCUCAGCUCUUGGUCAGAGGUCUACCUUUGGACAGCCCGCAGCAGGAGGGUUUGGUCAACCAUCGGCUCUGGGCGCUAAACCAAAUCCUUUUGGACAAUCAACAGCACCGACAAGUACAUUUGGCCAGCCAGCAGCACCCACAGGGGCGUUUGGCCAGCCAUCCACCCUUGGUCAGGGAAGCGCGUUUGGCCAGCCUGCUGGUGGUCAAGCACAGCCAUCGCCUUUCGCGCAAAGUGCACAGCAAGGGCGUCCAGCGUUUGGUCAAGCCUCAGCGUUUGGCCAACCGUCAGCUCUCGGUCAGCAACAAAACACCGCUUUUGGGCAGCCUUCUGGCUUGGGUCAACAACCGCAGCCAGCUUUUGGCCAGCCCUCAGCACCCGCUCAACAGAAUCCAGCUUUCGGGCAACCCUCGGCACCGAGUCAAACUCCAGCUUUCGGACAACCAUCGGCACCGGGUCAGAACACAGCAUUCGGUCAGCCAUCAGCGCCAGGUCAGCAGGCGUCAGCCUUUGGACAACCAUCAGCACCAGGUCAGCAGGCAUCAGCGUUCGGCCAGACAUCAGCGCCCGCCUUCGGGCAAGCAUCAGCACCUGCGCAGCCAAAUGGGGCAUUUGGGCAACCUCCAACUCCAACACAGCAACAAAACGCUUUUGGCAAACCUUCGCCAUUCGCCCAAGCACAAGGGAACCAACAACAGCAGCAGUCACCAUUCACUCAAGCCGCUGCUAAAGCAAAUCCGUUUGGGCAGCCUUCUCAACCCGCUACCCACCCGACAGGCAGUGCUUUUGGAUCGGCGGUGCCACAGCAGCCGCCACAGCAACAACAACAGCAGCAGCAGCAGUCACAGUCAUAUGCAGAGCCUGUACCCCAAGGUGAUUGGAUCACUCGUCAACCUAACGGGACGUUAAAGAGCUUCAAGGGUGCACCUGUGCAGUACGUUGCCACGAAGGAUGGUCAAGAGCCGCACUACAAGAAGGCCAAUGGAAAGAUGGAAAGGAUCUGGCACCCCGAGGGCAAUGCGGCCCACAGGGCAGAAAUAGAAGCACCGGCAGAAGCCUACACUGCCGAGCAUGAAGCAGCAUACAAGUUUGUGGCAGAACAGGGUGUGUUCAAGGACGGAGUCAUGCCAGAGCUACCGCCCAAGUGCGAAUGGAUCCGGUGGGAUAUAUAA